AGAGGCGAGUGGAGGACGUGUAACACGUGCCGGGUGCGGCUACCCGUACGUCUGACUCAUCAACAAGGCGGUGCUCAUUGGCUCUCAUUAUAAAGCACCCUUGUUUGGAGCACAAACCACCCACCCCGUCACGACAAGCUCCUAGGGCUGUUGCUCCACCAACCCCCAUCAUUCCUCCUCAAAAUAUCCGACGUCCACAAUUCAAAUCGCCGUCACCGCUGCUGUUCCAUAUAUAAUCUUACUCUGAACUUCUUUCAACUACCGCAAAGCACUACAACCACUCACGCGAUGUCAGGGGAAACUGGUCUUCCCGGUGGCUGGGAGGUCCGCCGCUCCAAUACAAAGAACCUCCCGUACUACUUCCACCCCGCCACGAAGGAUUCAAGAUGGGAGCCCCCGACGGGCACAGACCCCGAGAAGUUGAAGGCAUACAUGGCAUCACAUCACAGCUCCAGCCGUAUUGCGAAUCCCCCUUUCCAAACUCCUGAGGGCAAAAUUCGGUGCGCGCACUUGUUGGUCAAACACAGGGAUAGUCGCCGCCCGGCCAGCUGGCGGGAGGCGCGCAUUACACGCAGUCCCGAGGAAGCCAUGGAGAUUAUAAAAGACUAUGAAAAGCGGAUCAAAGAGAAGGGUGAAUCUCUUUCUGACCUGGCGACUACCGAGUCGGAUUGCAGCAGUGCUCGCAAAGGAGGAGAUCUGGGCCUCUUUGGGAAGGGAGACAUGCAGAAGGAGUUUGAGGACGCGGCAUUCAGCCUUGAAAAGGGUGAUGUGAGCGGUAUCAUCUCCACGGCUUCUGGCUUGCACCUGAUUCAGAGGUUGGAGUAAGGGAUCGAAGAUCUUCACACGGCGUUAGGUUUCAAUGCAGGCGGCCCAUCCUCGAUUAGAGCUGUUGGUGGGAAAUCUAUGCGCGGGCGAGAAAAAUGCCUCGUAGCUGUCUACUAAGUGAUAAGGUUGCAUUAAAAUGGCCAAGAAGACGAACUGAU
Lindgomyces ingoldianus is the source of this 983-nucleotide messenger RNA. RefSeq names its product rotamase-domain-containing protein. Gene Ontology annotation, molecular function: peptidyl-prolyl cis-trans isomerase activity; protein binding. Bases 289 to 825 code for a protein of 178 amino acids. The transcript is spliced from 4 exons. The record is from RefSeq and is a predicted model, not a curated record. Gene Ontology annotation, cellular component: nucleus; cytosol. NCBI's taxonomy places the organism in Eukaryota, Fungi, Ascomycota, Dothideomycetes, Pleosporales, Lindgomycetaceae.